AGGAUGGCACAGUGGGAGUGGGAUGACCGCAGGUGUGAUGCUCAGGCAGGCACCAGCCCCUGCAUGGCCACACCAAGCCCCUGGAGGAGCAUUUCUGCUGCUAGGGUGGCAGCAAGGGGCAAAAAUAGCCUCCGUGGUGGCAUUCCCUGCCUCUCCCUCCUGCUGCACCCCUGACGUUGGGAUCAGGGAGCCUCCUCCCACAUUUCCUCAGGAAGAAACCCAAGGCUAGUGGGAGGAAGAGGCUGCUCCACAGGAGGGACGGGACAGGACAGAGGGGACAGACGGACAGCGGCACAGGGCUGGGGAGCUGCUGGGACUUGGAGCCUCGCACCCCGCCGGGAUGGGGGCUGCCCGGCCCAUCCUCUGCCUCCAGCUGUGGCUGUGGAUGCAGAGCUCUGCCCAGGAGCUCGACCUCAGUGGCAAGAAUGUCUGCAGGCUCCCCAGCGGCCCAGCGUGCUGCCCCGGCUGGAAGCAGGAAGGGCAGGAGUGCACAGCUGCACUGUGUGAGGGGGAGGAAGCCUGUGGAGCAGAUGAGGUGUGUGUGAGACCCGGGGUUUGCCUCUGCAAACCUGGCUUCUUCGGAGCAGACUGCAGCUCUCCCUGCCCCGAGCAGUACUGGGGUCCCGACUGCAAGCGGAGCUGCCCGUGCCACCCCAACGGGCACUGCGACCCGGCCAGCGGGCACUGCACUUGCGGCCCCAACCACUGGGGAGAGCUCUGCCAGUUCCCUUGCCAGUGUGGUCCCCACGGCCGCUGCGACCCCCUCACCGGCGCCUGCCACUGCGAGCCGGGCUGGUGGGCACCCACCUGCAAGAAGCAAUGUCAGUGCAACCUGGCCAGCUCCCACUGCGACCCCCUCACCGGCCACUGCCGCUGCCAGCCGGGCUGGUGGGGCAGGCGGUGCAGCUUCAAAUGCUCCUGCAACAUCUCGCCUUGUGCCCAGGAGACCGGCAAGUGCGAAUGCAAGGCUGGGUUUUGGGGGCCGGCCUGCCAGCGGCGCUGUGACUGCUUGCACGGCUCCUGCAGCCCCCUCAGCGGCCACUGCAGCUGCAGCCCCGGCUACCAGGGCAGGAGCUGCCGGGACCCCUGCCCAGCAGGGAAGUACGGGGUUCAGUGUGUGCACAGCUGUGGGAGCUGCAAGCGCAGCCAACCUUGCUCACCCGUGGAUGGCUUCUGCCUGGCCUGCCAACCCGGCUGGAACGGGACCCUCUGCAAGGAACCCUGUGAGCCUGGCUUCCACGGCGAGGGCUGCCUCCAGCCGUGUCCCCGCUGCCGGCAUGGGGACGCCUGUGACCCCGAGACUGGGUUCUGCCUGCACUGUGAGCCUGGCUGGAUGGGACCCAGCUGCAACAUCUCCUGCCCCGUGGGCACCUUUGGCGAUGGAUGCCAGUUCCUCUGCCCCGAGUGCGUUGCAGGGAGCUGCGACCCUGUGUCAGGAGAUUGCAUCUGCCAGGCAGGCUACUGGGGACCCAGUUGCAAUGACACCUGCCCCGAGGGAUACUUCGGUGUGAACUGUUCCUCUCCCUGCCACUGCUCCCGGGGGACCUGCGACCCCGUUCAGGGUGACUGCGUGUUGAGUUUUAAGGACCAUGGGGCCCUUGCAGCUGCCAUCGUCGUCCCUCUCCUGCUGCUGCUGCUCUGUGUCACCUGCUGUUGUUGCUGUGGAGCCAACCCAGCUGACGCUGCAGACAGGGCGGCCGUGCCGGACGAUGAUGUGGUGGCCAGGAUGAAGCACCAUGUGCAAGGGGUGCUGGCCAACCUCAGUGCCAUGAUGCCUUGUUUUGCCCUGGGUGGCUACAAACUUCCCAAAGUCACAGUUUCCCACCACGACACAGAGAUCCCCUUCAACCCCAGCUUCAUUGAGUCACCAUCAGCUGCGUGGGUUUCAGACAGCUCCUUCUCCUCUUUUGACACCGACAACGAGGGACCUGAAUACUCUGUUCCUCCCAGAGAAGGCAUCCCGCUGCUGGGGGGUGCCGAGCUGCAGGAGGGGGUGUCCCCCACCGAGGAAGUGCUCCCAGACCCAUCUGCCUUCAACUCUGAGGACGUGUCACAGCCCUUCACCAUCCCUCGCACGUCCAGCAUCGCCAAGGCCAAGCGGCCCUCUGUGUCCUUUGCUGAGGGGACGAAAUUUGGGGCAGCAGAGACCCCCAGCCCUGGGCGGAAGCCCAAGAACCCAUGGGGCCCAUCCAAGCUGUCUCCAUCAGCGGGGGACGCAGCGGCUGAGCCCCCUGCUGAACGGCCAGCCAGCAAUUGCUACGAAAGCCCCGAGCCGCUCGGCAAGGGGGAGGAAAGCCACCGACCAUCUCCCCGGGCCACGCCGGGGGGACGCCGGCGCGUGGUCUCUGGCACCAGGCAUGUGGCACAGAGAGUGGAGGCGCUUGAAGCGGCUGCGAAAUCUGGCAGCUGGGAGGCAAAGAGGAAGGACCCCAAUGUCACCACCAUCUACAUGAUGGUGGGAACAGCUGGGCAGGACCCCAAGACAGAAGGCGGUGGCGAGGGACCAGUGCAGGCUGUGCUCAAGCGGCUGGGCAGCUUGCAGAAGGGCAAGUGGGCUACAAAAGAGGAGCCCAAGGUGAGGAGGAGCAUGGAGGCCAUCCAGAAACCACCUCGACGGUCUCUGGCACAGAACAGAGACUCAGUGAAUAGCUGCAAGCAGAGAGAGAGUGUCUUGGAUUCUCCCACAGAGCCAUCCCCUGGCAAGCAGCCUGGGAAGAGACAGUCUUUCCUUCUUGCCUUUUCCUCACUGAAAAGCCCUGGGCCCCAGGAUGCAGCCAGUGAUGCUGUAGGUGCCACAGAGAAGGGCAAAAGCCCCGAGUUAGUCCUCAGCCUGGAUGCAACUGCCCAAGAGGAAGAGCCCAAAUAUGAGAAUGUGAUCAGCAGCAGUGCCGAAUCCCCCUCCAGCCCCACCAAGGAGCUGUCAGCUUCCCCUGCAGCCACCUGAGCAAUCACUGCCUGAGCUGGGGCAGCCAGAGCCCAGGAGACUUCUCUGACCCUAGCAUGGGGGGAGCUGAGGUCCCACUCUGAGUUGUGAACUGGAGAAGCCUUCUCUUUGCUCCCCUUUCCUCUGCACCAUGCUGCUGGUGUGGACCUUUGUGCAGCUAGUGGGAGAGGUGAUACGGAGAGCCACAGUGGUGGCAGCCCCAUGGGGUUGCAGUGCUUCAGGGCUGGUUUUUACCCCCCUGGCUUACAUGCCUUAUUUUGUGUCUGCCACAGACUGGAGGGAUGCAGUGGUGGCACUUUUUGGUCCCUGUCAGCACCAGGCUUGGGGAUACAGAUCCUCCUUGUAAAAGGGACUGGGACUGCUGGGGGCUUAGCUGGGAAUUCCACAGGCAAAAAAACAGUUUCACUCCA
Molecule: messenger RNA, 3354 nt
Organism: Dryobates pubescens (Downy woodpecker)
Lineage: Eukaryota; Metazoa; Chordata; Aves; Piciformes; Picidae
Gene: SCARF1
Product: scavenger receptor class F member 1
Exons: 11
Coding region: 341-2944 (867 amino acids)
Molecular function (GO): scavenger receptor activity
Source: RefSeq, a predicted model, not a curated record